AUGCCAGCAUUCGGCAGGUUAUGGCCGACCUUGCAAGGUGCAUUGCAGUUACUGUGCCAACGAGAACUGACGCCUGGGGCCACUUAUUUCACUGGUGUGCAAACCAAUGACUAUUGCGCAAUCCUGGGGCCCCCUCUGGACGCCGAACCUGCAGUUGUUGUAGUAGAUGGGACAGGUUUCGUCGUGAAGGGCAAUCUCGUCUUCAAAGGAAAUGUCAUCCUCCGAGGGAAUGGGUCUCACGGAUCACCGCCGCUGUCCGCAGGAGCUCGUAUCGUGGUCAGUGGCUCGUUGGUAUCAGAAGGAGUUCCGCUUCGAGCGCUUGGCGAUAUACUUAUCACCGCGGGCAGCCGUCUACAAGGGACGGGGAAGCAGUUGGCGAGUGGUUCGUCGUUGGAAAGCGCUUUUAUUGAAGGGAAGAAUUUGGUUAUGAAGGCCAACAGCGCCCUCAGUAUACAGGAUUCCCGCAUGCCAGCGAUUUAUGUAAAGUACGAGUUGUCUGUCACACGUGGUGGUAAUCUACGGGUCUCAAACACCAGUGGCAAGGCAAUAGCAGCACAAGAGAUUUCGAUUGCUCGGGGUGGAUGCGUGAGUGUGGUCAACCCAAAAGGUAAGCAAAACGGUGGUGGGGUGUCUGCUAGAUAUGGCAUUUACGUAGCUGCAGGUGGUCUGCUGGAGAUUCAAGGAACACGCGCUAAAGUUGGGGACGGGUACGCGCAUGGAGGGGCCGUUGAGUGCGGCACUGAGAUGCGCGUGGAGGGAAGCGUCGACAUUCGGGACGCCACAUCUGAAGGCAACGGUGGCGGGGUGUUUACCGAAGAAUUGAUUGUAUUGUCUAGUGGUCGGUUGCAUUUUCAGCGGACAACAGGCUUUCUGGGAGGAGCAGUGCAUGCUGCUCAUAUCACGGUGAAUGGGAACAUUACAAUUGCCGAUUCUUAUGCCAGAGAGUCUGGUGGCGGCAUCAGUGGCAAUGUUAUCAGUUUGACCGGCUACGCUUAUUUUCACGAGACGCGAGCUGGACGCAAUGGCGGCGCGAUAGUGGCCUCUUCAAAAUUAUAUGUAAAUGGGCUGGCAGUGUUCAAUAGCACCCACGCGGGCGCCAAUGGAGGGGGAAUCCACGCCUCAACCAGCCCCACAGUGAUUGGUGGAGAAGUACAUUUUUAUUCGCGGACAACACGACUGCUAAAGAUUCGGGCGGUUCCAUCUACAGCGAAGGUGUCGUGGAGAUAA
Molecule: messenger RNA, 1227 nt
Organism: Prorocentrum cordatum
Lineage: Eukaryota; Dinophyceae; Prorocentrales; Prorocentraceae
Source: the annotation of a GenBank genome assembly